UCGUCCGUUGGUGUCAAACAUUUGCAGGAAACGUGGGCGGUCUGUUCAGGCAGGCAGAUUAUUAUUUUUUUUUUUUUAAUUUAAUGUGGCGACAGUUGCGAAAAGGCUGAUUUGUUGACCCACGAGUGGCCGUGAUCCUAAUCUGGACACGCGUCGCAGUGAAAUCACGAAAGGAAUUAAAUUCGUCAAAUUUAAGGUUUUAGCGUAGUAUUGUUGGAUAGUAUUUUUUUUUUUUUUUUUUAAAAGAAACAACACCUAAGAUAUAUUUUAAUCGCUGCGACAGAAUGGACCGAGGCGGCUGUCAAAUGAAUGGUGGCGGCGGUGGAAGUGGCCCCGUCGACGGCGGCGGCAUGAUCACCCUGGAGGACCUGGAGUCUUUCUCCGAGGACCAGCUGUCCGACUCCGGCAACGGGAGCCUGGAGGACGAAGACCCCGACCGACUGCUGCACUACUGGCAGGACGUAGCCAGGGGACACCAAGUGGAAGUUGCAAAUGAAAUGGCUGAACCCAUUCAACAGCUAACAUCCAAUAACAACGGACACGGUAACAGAGAACACAUCCCUUUCACCCUCCUGUCACGGAAAGAAAAGUGUGGAGAGUUGCUGUAUGAGAAGCGCCACUAUGAAAAGGGCCACUGGGCCUGCAUCACAAUACGCGAGGAGACGUACGAACAGAGCAUCUGCUACGGCUUCAUGAGGAUAAUGAGAUAUAUCUGCCAGCAGAACUCUUUAGGCGACUACCUGGGCAUGUCAUUGCCCAUCGUGACCAUGGUGCGCACGGAUGAGAACCAUUCAGCCAUCGCCCAGGAAGUGACCGUGGCGUACUACCUGCCCACCGACCACCAGGCGCAGCCCCCUCAACCUCACGACAGCGACAUCAUCAUCGAAAUCUGGCCCGCAGCUGUGGUGUACACAAGGCCGUUCACCGGCCCCACAAACGAGUUGACCAUUGUGGGUCAGAUCAACGCCAUGGCCGAGGUGCUCGAGUCCCCCAGCGUGUGCGUCAAUGACUCGUUCAUUGUCGCCGGCUACACCAACCCGGCCCACAGCCAGCGCCAGAAUGAGAUCUGGUUCCUGGAGCGCCGUUGACGGGGGACAGCAAAACGAGGUUCCCCGGCGGCAUUCCAUUCAUGACCCCCACACCCCCCAGUCCUCAGGUGCAACAUCAUCCUUUCUUAGUCGCUGCCUUGCCAGCUCAGCACACUCCACAUUCAUCACCCAUGCCAUAUGCCAUAUUCAAACCCUUGGGAGUGUUGUAAUAAAGCCGCUAAAUUAUCCUCCGUAGCAGACGUGCUGCCUCAUCUUGCUCCAUUUUUGUCCGUACCACAGCUUCUCACAUUUUUAGCUUGCGGACUCGUGAUGUCAAAUCUUUUAAGUCUUGAUGUACUUCUUUUAUUGUUCAAAUCUCGGGGGUUAAACUGUUCGAUGAGAUGAUAGAAUCAAAAACCAAGCGGUAAACCAUUUCUUUCUCUCUAGCCUGGGCCAUUAAACUACCGUGUUUGUGUGGUGAGUCGAUAGCGUGAUAUAGUUUGUCGUGUGAAACACAAUGCCUAUAAUAAUCUACCUGAAUGAAACUCGACACUAAUUGAGAAAAAAUACAUUAGUGCAUGAAUGUAAGCGAUAGAGAAUGUGUGUGCAAAAACCAAACUCCACUGCUGAAUGACAAUCAAAAGCACUUAAAAUAGAUCCAAGGCAAGCAAGUCAAAGCAUUCCUAAAGUUUCCUCCACCUGGGAAUUGUCGUCUUUUCUUUAUUUUUUUGCAAAACGCUCUUUGUACGUGCUACUUUGUGUUCGUGUGUACGUACUCACUACUGUAACAUGACAACCACUGCUGCUGAGUUGAGACUACAACCAAAUGCAUCUCUGAGAUCAGAUUCUUAGACUAUAAAGAAAGCGAAAUGUUGUUAAUGUAGUUUGAACUGUUUUUUCUGAAUGUUCUAUCAUAAAUAUGACUAAAUAUCAGUCUGACUUAAAAAAUAUGGGUACCCUUAUGAAGGUUUUGGUUAUUAAGAGUGCCCUUGUUGUAAAGUGGUGCUGAAAUAUCUUAUCAGGUAAAGACUGUAUAUUUUCAGUAUAUUUGCACAUUAAACUAACCAAUCCACCAGCUGUACUUAAAUUUUGUUUUUUGUUUUUUUUUUAAAUCGAGAUUCUAUAAAUUACAGGAUGUUGAAAUAGGACAAGGAAUCUUUGAUUUCCUCCAAUAUUUAUUUUUCUAAAAAUUACAUUUGGGGUUGCCCAAUUGUCGGUUUAAAAAAAAAAAUCCAAAGAUGUUGUUUUUCACACACUGACUUAAGUGGUCGUUCAAAGCUAUGAUACAAAAUGCAAGUCUGUUACUCCCCUGUGAGCCUGGUUAUACGGGAACAACCCUUCCUGUUUUAUGUUUGCUUAUUUGAGGCUAAUGUGUGCUGUGCUGUACUGUGAACAUAAGUGCAACAGAGCGCUACUGUGGUUUUAUUUUGGUCAAUAAACGUGCUUGUCUCCUGUUUUUGUAAA
Messenger RNA from Phyllopteryx taeniolatus (common seadragon), 2492 nucleotides. RefSeq names its product heme-binding protein soul3 (gene soul3). The coding region runs from base 285 to 1088 and encodes 267 amino acids. Lineage: Eukaryota; Metazoa; Chordata; Actinopteri; Syngnathiformes; Syngnathidae. The record is from RefSeq and is a predicted model, not a curated record. The transcript has 5 exons.